UUCACUGGAAGUGCAGAUCGUACCCACUCAUGGAGAGAUUAGUCUCGGAGAGUCCAAGUUCUUCAUGUGUGAAGUCGAAGGCGUCGCCAGGCAGAUAGAAUGGUUCGGACCAAAUGGGGACAGGAUAGAGCCGAACAGACCAGACGUAACUGUGAGCCGUAACGAUGAGUCAUCCACUCUCACACUCUACAAAGCUGGGACUGAACAUGCAGGGACAUACAAGUGUGUCGCUACCAACGGAGACAAGCAGGCAGAGGCAACUGUCAAAGUGAAAAUCUUCCAAAAAAUCACCUUCACAAACGCACCGUCACCCCAAGAGUUUAACGAAGGAGACCAGGCCAACCUUAUCUGUGACGUCGUCAGCUCGCCCCUCCCCACUGUCUUCUGGAAGUAUAAAGGAGCAAAGAUACACAUGGAAAAAGAUGUUCGCUUUAAGUUACUGAGCAACAAUCACCUUCAAAUCCGCGGCAUAAAGAAGACUGAUGAGGGCUUAUACACCUGCGAGGGUCGCCUUAUGUCCCGCGGCGAGAUUGAUCUGCGGAUCAUCAAGGUCGUAGUGAACGUGCUCCCGACCAUCAGGGUAUGGCAGUCAGAGGUGAAUGCUACAGCAGAUGUCGGGCAGCCCGCCAUGCUGACUUGUGCUGUUGAUGGCUAUCCUGAACCCAUGGUGACAUGGACAAGGAACAAUGUGGUCCUGGAGGCUGGAGAGAAGUACAGCUUUAAUGAGGACGGCUCAGAAAUGACAUUAAUGGAAAUAACUAAGCUGGAUGAAGGAGAGUACACCUGCAUCGCCAAGAAUAAGGCUGGGGAGAGCGACCAGGAACUCAGUCUGAGAGUGUUUGUAAAGCCUAAGAUCACGUACAUCGUGAACCAGAGCACUUCUGAGAUGGAGGAGCAGGUAACUCUGACCUGCGAGGCGUUGGGAGACCCCACUCCCACCAUCAGCUGGGGUUUCGGUGAGCGCGUCUUCACUGAAGGAGAGCAGGCACAUCUAAACAGGAUCUAUCAGGCAUCAUGGACUCGGCCCGAGCAGCACAAGAGUGUGGAUGGGAAUGUAGUGGUGAGGAGUGAUGCUCGUGUGUCCUCCCUCACUCUGAAGUAUGUCAAGUAUACAGAUGCGGGUCAGUACCUCUGCUCGGCGCGCAGUGCCAUUGGAGAGGAUGAUCAGCCUGCAUAUCUGGAGGUCCGCUGGGCUUUACAAAUAAUCUUGCCUUGCCUUUUCAGUGAGUUUGGGACGUUGGCAGUGGACCUGCUGGAGGAGUCGUUCAGGCAGGAUGAGACCAUGGCCAUGAAGCUGCUCACCUACGAGCUGAAGAACUGGAGCAACUCCACCUGUCUGAAGCUGGCCGUCUCCUCCCACCUGCGGCCCUUCGUGGCUCACACCUGCACCCAGUUCCUGUUGUCCGACAUGUGGAUGGGACGGCUGAACAUGCGAAAGAACUCCUGGUACAAGGUUCAUGAUCCAUCUAGAUUUUUAUUUUUGGCAACAAAUGAAAACGGCAUUUUUCCUUUUUUCACAGAGGAAACAGAAGGGCAUCCCAGUCCUCCUAAACUGGACGGGUCACUUCUGCCCAAAGGCAACUCCCUCAAAGUCAGCUGGACCAAGCAGGACGACGGCGGCUUGCCCAUCAUACAUUACCUCAUCCGCUAUAAGCCAAUGGAGAUAAAGGAGUGGAAACCCGAGAUCCGGAUACCCAACUCCAGCGACUACGUGAAUCUGAGCGGGUUGGAGUGGGACACGGAGUACAAAGUGUUUGUGGUGGCAGAGAACCAGAAGGGACGGUCCCAGCCGGCCACCAUGUCCUUCAGGACGGCCCCCGAGCCAGAAGCCAUCGCAGCAGAUUUGGGCGAUGAGGCGGCGCUCUCCAUGGGCAUCAUGCUCUGGGCAGGGAUUCUUGUUAUAGCAUUUGUACUCCUGCUGCUAGCUGUGGACGUCACCUGUUACUUUGUCAACAAAUGUGGCCUCAUCAUGUGCCUCUGCGGUAAAUCAAGCACCGGCACCAAAGGGCACAACCCUGAGGAGGGCAAGGCGGCCUUCAUGAAAGAUGAGUCCAAAGAGCCAAUAGUGGAGGUCAGAACAGAGGACGAGUGCACAGCCAAUCACAACGCAGCAGGACCGACAGAACCCAAUGAAACCACACCUCUCACAGAGCCAGAGCUGGCGGCUUUCACUGCUGCUCUGGCACUGGACACGCUCUCCUCCGUAGCCACCAACUCUGACACAGCCACCGCGACAAUUGACCCCUCUCAGGACAGCCCCUCUAGCGAGACCACUACCCUCACUUGUAGCCUGUCUACCCUGCCCAAUGACCCCUCACCCACCCCCAUCCUGGCCCCGGCCCCAACUCCAGAGUCCAACACGGCCCCGCCGCUUCCCCUCAUCUUCACCUCGGCCAUCGAAGCUAAAAUGGCCCCGUUAGUAGAACAAAGAGGAAGUAACGCCCUCGAAGAACUGGAGAAAAUAACCACUCCUCCUUCUAGCCCCGAUUGGGCAAAGGCGGCAAAAUCCGGGACGCCGAUUCCCCCGAAGCGUAGAAACUCUCCUAAACUCGCCGCUAUGAAUGCUAAAGCUAGCCCGCCUGUAUCGCCCCUGGCUGCGUCUUCCCCAGUGCCCUCUCCCUCUGUCAACAUCAGGAAAACUGCUCCAAAGCCACCGGUCAAGCAGCUGCCCAUACAACCACACACUGUAGCCUCAGAGACAGAGACCCCGGUACACACUGACGCACCUCUAGCAACCACUGCCCCUCCAAAACCAGAUCCUGAAAGCCUUAAAAACCCUAUUGACCAACCUGGCCAUACUAACACUGCCAAAGAUGCUGAAACUAGCUCUCUUUCAGGGAUCCACGGUGCUCUUAAAGUCCUGGAUGCUGAAAAAUCUGCUCUUUCUCCUUUACCUGUCACUACUAUUUCCUCCCCUCACGCCCCCCCCGUUGAGGAGCCGGUUUCUAAGGAUCCCUUUGCAUCGUGGUCAGACAGAUACGCCUUACUUUCCUCUGUUGAAGGGCCUAAAAAUGCAGAUACAGAUUUUGAGAUUGCAAACGGGAUGGAAACUGGCAAAUACCUUAUUAGCUUAAAAAGCCCCCCUUUUGCCCCCCUUCUGGCCAAUGGAGAUGCAGCAGACCUCCCCCCCUCAGGCCCAGCUCUGGAGGCAUCAGAGACUCUGGCCAAGACUGCUCCUCCUGUCAACGAUGAGAAGAUGUUCUCUGAUCAGAAAGACAAAGUGGAGGAGGCAGAAAUGACAAACGCCCUGACGGAGAUUACUGCAGAACACAACAGUGUCAUACACACAAAUUCCACCGAGAGCAAAGCAUGAUGGGUCGAGGAAACCCCCUGUCCAAUCCAAAACAUUUUUGCGGCAGCACCGAGCGAGAAACACUGCAGGAAUUUUCUUUUCCAGUGCCCUUAACUACAUAUUAAAAACCACACGCACACCUGUCGAUUGGUUAGAGCACACUUCGACUGUGCUUUCAUUCCGGGUUUCAUCAAUGAGAUGUUUACUAUACACCAAGGAGUUUAUCUUCAGAUCAUAAGAGAUUUAUUUUAUUUUUUUAUUCUUAUUUUAUUUAACCCGUCAGGAAGGUUGAGGACAAUCUCUUAUUACAUGAUCGCUUGAUAAAUAUAUGGAAUUAGACUCUACUCUCUGCUUUUAGUUUGAACUGCACAAAAAUAUUGGAUUAUUAUUAAAAAUUAAAAAAGGAGAGAAAAACCUGACUAUAUAGAAAUGUUUUUCUUAUUUUCAUGUUUUACAGUUCAAAUGAAAAACUAUUUUCAUUUUUUUUUUUCAUUUAAUUUCUGGGCUUGUCUCAGUAAAUAGCUUGUUCUGCAUGUCUGAGCUGCAAGAGGCUGUAAAGUUGUGUGUACAAGCUUUAUUGUUUCACUACGUCUGUUACAGCGGCGUUUCAUCUCUCACAGAUUCGCUGGCAUUGAUUCAACACAGUAUUUGGAUUCUAACCAUAUUUGUUAUGGUUAUAUAAAUGCAGGAUUAACCCACAGCCAGCUGCAGGGGGAAAGAGACGGAGAGGGAAUCCCACAACACAUCAACAAUGUGCAUUAUCACAUCUGAUUUGGCCCAUAUCGAAUAUUUAGUCUGUCACUGCCUUACCACAGUGCUGAUUAAAAUAUUUGUAAAUCAAAUGGAUUUGAUUAAAAGAGGCAACUCCUUGAACGCUAACGUCCACAGAAGACAAACUGCCAGCAGAACACGAUUCUCAGCCAAAGGUUGAAGAACCGAUAAUCUUAUGAGCUAAAUUUACGCCACGUAUUUCUUCAGAGGGCAACGACUACAGAGCUACUGUUUCUUCCUCACAUUAAAGCAGAUCAAAGGUCUGGCUUCGUACUUUGAGUUGUGAUUUUGAAGAAAAAAAGUGAAAAAUAAAAAAGCGUUUUUGUACUAUUUAAAAACUACAAAGAUUUAUUUUCCAUUUCCUGCCUGCAAGCUUGUGCACUGUGCCUGUGUGUCGAUAGAUUGUCUUGUCAUCAGUUUCUAUGAUAAUCUGCAUAGCUUUGUCGUGAGAGAUUUAGCCUAUUCUUUUAUUUAAUAUGUUGUAUUAGAAAAGUAUGAUAAAUGGACUAAUGUGGUCAUUAUAACACGUGUAGUGUAUGAAAUUGUCCGUCUCUGGUCACAGCACUAUAUAUUGCCAGCUAUAGUGAAGGGAGGUGUUUUGAGCCUUGGCAUGAAUUCAGUCAGUACUUUAUAACGUAUAUCUACAAGGCAGAUAAACAUGCCCAUGUUUGUUGGGGUAAAUAGUUUUCAUAUUGAUUUAAUGAGUGUUACCGUUCAGGCUUGUUCUGCCAUAACUACACAUUGUUUUUAUUUCUCUCCCCCUGUUGUUAUUCAAGUGUUCUGUAAUGUGGUCUUUGAAUUUUAUUUUAAUUCGUUUUUGUCUUUUUGUACAAAAGUCACUCACCAGGGGCAACUGCUUGACAUGUUCAGGAUACACAUUGGCAGGAAGCAGAGUGGUCCCCAUGAAGCGGGAGAUCAAACCUUUUUUUAAAUCUUAAGAUGAUAAGAGAUCUAAAGUAUGUAAGAACAGAAAGACAGCUUUACUCAACACCUUUUACUUCUCUGCUGUUUCCUGACUACCUUUGCUUCCUUGUCACUGGAUGCUCCUUUUGGUUUUAUUGGGUCCAACUCAGAAAAUAUCUGUUGUGUACAGUCUGAGCGCCAACCCAUUUACAAAAUAAAAAAUGGUUUCCGAAUCCAA
Molecule: messenger RNA, 5204 nt
Organism: Notothenia coriiceps (black rockcod)
Lineage: Eukaryota; Metazoa; Chordata; Actinopteri; Perciformes; Nototheniidae
Gene: ncam1b
Product: neural cell adhesion molecule 1b
Exons: 19
Coding region: 65-3313 (1082 amino acids)
Biological process (GO): synapse organization; homophilic cell-cell adhesion
Cellular component (GO): plasma membrane; axon; neuronal cell body
Molecular function (GO): protein binding; axon guidance receptor activity
Source: RefSeq, a predicted model, not a curated record